Molecule: messenger RNA, 450 nt
Organism: Letharia columbiana
Lineage: Eukaryota; Fungi; Ascomycota; Lecanoromycetes; Lecanorales; Parmeliaceae
Exons: 1
Coding region: 1-450 (149 amino acids)
Molecular function (GO): nucleic acid binding
Source: RefSeq, a predicted model, not a curated record
AUGAGUGGUGCUGGAUCUGAGCGUCUGCUAUUCAGCCCAAGGUAUCUUGAACCACAUUGGUACCAACUUGCAGGUAUUCGUACAACCUGCAUCACAAGCUCCAGGUUCAAAAAAGGAAGCCCAGACAUCAGCGCUGGCAUUGCCUUCAAAAACAACAACGUCAAAAGCGGCAGGAUAAACCAAGCUCUUACCACUAGAGACUCGGAACUACCUGAAUCCGUAGGAGAAGGGGGAACUAUGCUUGUUGGCAUUGAUGUGACACAUCAGGCUCCUGGCAGUAUGGACGGCGUCCCAAGUAUCGCUAGUGUUGUGGCAAGUAUCGAUUGGAAGUCUUGUCGAUUACCUGGGAGUCUGUGCUGUCAAGAAAACAAAGAGGAGAUUGUCAAAGAUCAUCGUGAGAUGAUGAAAGAGCGCUUGAACGUCUGUAUGAGCAAGAACGCAAAUGGGUGA